AUGUCUCUUAUUAGUCAACUGCCUUUGGGCAUAAUGAAUUCUAUUUGUUCUAAAUAUGAUGUAAUUUUGGCCAGCUCUUCUCCACGAAGAUAUGAAAUUUUACACGAUAUCAUGGGACUUACUGAAUUAAAGACGAUGGUUCCUACGUUCGAAGAAAAUCUUGAUAAGACGAAGUACUCUACAAAUCCAAUUGAAUAUGCCCGUGAUACGAGCAGGCGUAAAGCACAGAGUAUUGUUGAGAUUUUGAGUGACUACCAGAACGAAAAUUCGAAUGAAAUUGAAAAACCCAAGCUUAUAAUAUGUGCAGAUACAAUCAUCAUAGAUAAGGAUGGAAAAAUUUAUGAGAAGCCCAUAACAAAAGAAGUUCAAAUGAGAUUUUUGAUGAAGUUUUGCUAUGAAGAUGAUGAACCUGUUAACGUUGUCACAGCUGUGACACUGAUGAAAUGGUACAAUAAGGAAGAUUUUGAACUGGUACCAUUUCAGGAUGAAACUAAGGUAUACUUUGAUAACAAGAUACCAUUGAGGGUUUUGCAAGAGUACGUAGAGAGUGGAGAUGGAUUAGAAGCUGGGGGUGGGUUCAAAAUACAAGGACAAGGGGGCAUACUCAUAGAAAAAAUCGAGGGUGAUUACUAUAAUGUAGUCGGGUUGCCUCUUAACAAGAUUUUCAAAGGACUCUAUGCCGAAGCUAAUGCACUAUAA
This is a messenger RNA of Saccharomyces kudriavzevii IFO 1802, 699 nucleotides long. Its product is annotated as nucleotide diphosphatase. The transcript has a single exon. NCBI's taxonomy places the organism in Eukaryota, Fungi, Ascomycota, Saccharomycetes, Saccharomycetales, Saccharomycetaceae. The record is from RefSeq and is a predicted model, not a curated record. Bases 1 to 699 code for a protein of 232 amino acids. Gene Ontology annotation, molecular function: nucleoside triphosphate diphosphatase activity.